Molecule: messenger RNA, 4799 nt
Organism: Myxocyprinus asiaticus (Chinese sucker)
Lineage: Eukaryota; Metazoa; Chordata; Actinopteri; Cypriniformes; Catostomidae
Gene: tmod2
Product: tropomodulin 2
Exons: 10
Coding region: 164-1201 (345 amino acids)
Biological process (GO): muscle contraction; myofibril assembly; pointed-end actin filament capping
Cellular component (GO): myofibril; striated muscle thin filament
Molecular function (GO): tropomyosin binding
Source: RefSeq, a predicted model, not a curated record
CUGUGUUACCGCCCUUGGGCUGAGACAGUAGUGAAGACGGGUGUGGGAAUUUCUUAGGUUUCCGACCAGGACUAGAAGGAGAAAGGUUGGAGACGCGUGGAGGAAUUUCUUUAAGACACCCUCAAACUGGACGGCAGCCUCUCCGCAACGGGUGGUGUGAAUCAUGGCUCUUCCGUUUAAAAAAGAUCUGGAGAAGUAUAAGGAGAUUGAUGAGGAUGAGAUUCUGGACAAGCUGUCCGAGGAGGAGCUUAAGCAGCUCGAGAGUGCUCUGGAGGAGAUCGAUCCAGAGAAUGCUUUACUGCCAGCCGGACUCCGACAGAAGGACCAGACCUCAAAGACGGCAACCGGUCCAUUUAACCGCGACAAUCUCCUGCAGUAUCUGGAGAAAGAGGCCAUGGAGUAUGAAGACAGAGAAGAUUUUGUCCCCUUCACUGGAGAGAGGAAAGGAAAGGUGUGGGUGCCCAAACAGAAGCCAAUAGAGUUGCAUCAGGAGGAAGCCACAACCCUUGACCCGGAACUGGAAGAGGCACUGUCCAGCGCUACUGACAUUGAACUGGGGGAUCUGGCAGCUAUUCUUGGCGUGAACACACUGGUGACAAGCACGCAGAGUUACGACAGCACCAGUAAAGAUGGUUAUAACAAUGUUAUUAAAGGAGAGAAAGUAAAGCCAGUAUUUGAUGAGCCACCAAACCCUACAAAUGUGGAGGAAACUCUACAGCGGAUAAAAUCCAAUGAUUCCUCACUAACGGAAGUCAAUCUCAACAACAUAAAGAACAUUCCAAUCCCGACUCUGAAGGAGUUAGCCAAAGCCAUGGAGAGGAACACUCAUGUGAAGAAGUUCAGUAUGGCUGCCACCAGGAGCAACGACCCCGUUGCCGUGGCAUUCUCCGAUAUGCUGCGAGAGAAUAAGACCCUGAGGAGUCUGAACCUGGAGUCUAAUUUCAUCACAAGUGUAGGAGUUCAGGCUCUGGUAGAAGCUCUGCGGGAAAAUGACACGCUCUCAGAGAUCAAGAUCGACAACCAGCGACAGCAGCUUGGCACAUCAACAGAGAUAGAGAUCGCUAAGAUGUUGGAACAGAACAUGAGCAUUGUGAAGUUCGGGUAUCACUUCACUCAGCAGGGUCCUAGAGCUCGUGCCUCUGCAGCCAUCACAAAAAACAACGACCAGGUGCGGCGGAGGCGAGUAGAGAGAGACAUGUAGACUAUACUGUAUCUCUCACACUCUCUCUCGAGUCUUGUGCCAAACCCUCUGAGGGAGCUGUUUUACCUGAAGAAGGGACACAACUGGAUUGUUAAUACUCAGUGAUCUUUUUUUGUCAUGUAUUAUUAUUAUGGUCAUUUGUUUUUACCACUGCAACUCGUUUUGUUUUCUUCUACUUUUUUCAGUUUUUGCAAAUGUAAAAUCUUUUCUGUUCUUUUCUUUUUAAAAUUUCUCUAAAUCAAACAACUGUUUAAAUAUGGUUACAUGUGGUAAUGGCUGGAUGGGGUCAGAACCUGUCACCCAUGCUGACUCAAAUCUAGACUCAGCUUAACUGGAUCAGCUGUGUUCCCUGCUAAAUGUGAGCUAAAUCUAGAUGUGUUGAGUCUGUGUUUGGAGCACAGGUCUGAAGGAGCGCACACAGCAGUGUCGGCCAGUGAGAGUGAUGCUGAUCGUAAUGGACACUCCUUAAAGAAGUUUGAUGGACACCUCAGAAACUUUCACUGUGAGUAAGAUGAUUGUGUGGCUGUAGUUCUCUCAGCGCUGACUGUGUGUGGAUGUUGUCGGGCAGCUGGAACUCUUGAGUUUAGGACCAUUCAUGCACUUUUUCAAGAAUACAUACAGCACAUAGAGGUUUGUUCAAGAAAUCUGUUUCAUAGGUGUAUUAACACAAACCACAUCACAUCUACAUUUACAUGCAUGGCAAAAAAGGGGAGGAAAAAAUAGUAUUUUUACCUUGAUUUUCAGUAAAAACAUCCAAACAUAAAAAACCUGCAAAAAAGAAUGACAGGAAAUUAAGUCUUCUUUUCAAAGAAGUCUAGCAAAAUGUAGUUACGUUUUUGCUUAUAACAAGAAAAAACUAUUUGCCAAUGGGUUAAGAAAAAAAAAAAAAACUUGAUUCAAAGGAAAAAUAAGACAAAUUUGGUUUUUUACCUCAUUUGCAAUUAGUUUUUUUUUUUUUUUAUAUAUAUAUAUAAGCAAAAACCCAUACUCAAUUUUGUAAGAUUUCUCUGAAAAUAAGACUUAAUUUCCUGUCAUUUUGUUUCACAAGUAUUUAUUUAUUUUAAGAUGUUUGGAUGUUUUUACCGAAAAAUAAGACAAAAAAAAAAAAAUAAAUACCCAUAUCCAGCACUUAAGACAUUGUUACAUUGCUAAAAUUAUUUCCUUUAUCAGUACACUCCAAAAAAUUAUUUAAGAUUUACACAUUUACAUUUCAUAACUGAAUUCCAUUAAAAUUGAAUUAAGUAAUGCUUAAUAAAAUAUAAUAAUAGUCACAUAAUAAUAAACAUUCAUAGUUCAAUAUGAUGAAAUUUUGUUAUGAAAUUGAAAUGCGUAAAUAAAAAAAAAUAAAAUAAAAGGCUAAAAUAUUUGUCGUUUCAUGUGAACAUCCUUAAAACAAGUUAAAAAAAAUUAAAUUUUUAAAAAGCAAACUGUGUAAUAUAUUAAGACUUUUUUUUGGAGAAUAUGAAAACCUUUAGGCCUAUUUUUGUUUUGUUUGAAGCAUAUAGUUAAAAAAAAAAAAAAAAAGAAAAUCUAUUUUUAAGAUUUUACAUAUUUCAGCGUCAUAACAAAUUUGCAUUGAAUUGAAUAAUCUUUAACAAUAUUAAAUUAAUAAAACUUAAGUUUGUUUUAAUUAAAUUUUUUCAAAGAUUACUUAAUUUGAUACAUUUGUUCUGAAAUUAAGAUGCAUAAAUCUUAAAAAAAGGCUUAAAUAUUUUUUUGUGUAAAUUAAAAAGAAAUAUGUGAGAUUUAUACUUAAAACAAGAAACAAAAAUGCAAAUAGGGUAAAUGUCAAAGUAAUUUGACCGCCGUAGUACUUCGGUUUUCCACGUGCCGAUACAUCUUUAUUUUGUCCUUGCGUCAAAUUUCAUCAGUGGCACAGAACGUGUGAUGUUCACAUGCGCCUGUCGUUCAUUGUGCUAAACGCAUCCAUAUGGGCUCACUUGACUGUGCGUGAAAUGGAAUUUUGUGCAGAAAAAUAAACUUCAUUGAAGAUGUUUUCUCUAAAAAACAUCUUCUUGUGUUAUUAUCUAACACAAUUUUGCUUUUCUGAUAAUUUUUUCUUUAAGGAUUGAUUUGUAUUGAUUUUUUUAUUUUUAUUUAAUUUUUUGUGUGUGUGCGCAGUGUAUUAGAUUGUCUUGUAAAAUUCACGUCUACUCCCAAGACACACAAGCUACUAUCAGGCUGCACAUAUGUCUGAGGAAUUACAGGGCUAAUUUAGGAUCAACGCCCCAAUUUCAUCUAAUUUAAUUGAGAUAUGGAAAGCAAAACUCAUUGUAGAUCAGCACCAAUGAGAACUCUGGCCCAUUUGACACUCAAAGCAUCUGUGCAGGUUUCAGGUCCAGGGUUGACUGGUUUCACAAAUAGCUUAAAAUCCGUAAACUUCGAAACAGUUAUUCUCACCCGGCAAUGUACUAAGGGAUAUUUUCUAUGUGAUGUACAGUAGUUGUCAGCUGUAGAUUUAGAUGAGUAUCUCUACUGUAGAUAAAUGUGAAAUGGCUUUUCUAAUACCAUGCCAAAGACUAACACCUAAAUACUCUCAUUUUCAUGACUGUAGCUGCGGUCUGGCCAGAAGUAGGAGUUUGGGUUUCAUUUAUUUGCAUUUAUUAAGGAUUAGUUCAUGUAGGAUCUCUGUGCCUAGAGACGGAGAAAGAUUAUUUUAAGAUCUUAAAACCUGUGCUGAGGAGGAAUAUAGGGAACUGUAGGUAGUUAAGAAAUGAGAGAGAGGCUUAAGAAACGGUUUAAUUGUAAAUAAUGACCACUUCCGUGGUGCACGGUCCUGAUGAGGGGUGGUCCUGGUGUAUUCAGUGCCCGGCCCCCCACACACACACAUUCAUGCAUGUUUGCAUGUAAUGCAAAGCUUUAUCUUUUCACUAAAGCUAUCUAACAUGCUUUCAAAACUACACAAUAUAAAAUACCAGUUAAUCCUUAUUGCUUGGCAUUUUCUGUGAGCUUGCACGUCCUGUAAAGUUCAUUGAUUGUGGACACGUGUAAUAUAGAGCACAGAAGCGUAUUCUUGAGAAAGGUGGUGAACCCUCCCUUUUCGCACAUCGUACGGCAUCUCUGAUUGAGCAAUCUGAGCAUGCCAGUAUGGAUUAUAUAGCUGGAUUACACAGGGGAACAUGCUUCUAAAGCAAAUGCUUGGACCAACUUCUACUUUUUCCUUUUCUCAUGUUGAUUUAAUGUGUUUCGUUUUAUACUGUUCUGUUGAUUUGUCCUUUAUUUUUCUUUGUGAACAAAUGCUGAAUUGUAUGAAAUUGUGAGGUUUGACUUUUCAGGUUAUUGUUCAUGUUGCAUUCCAUGUUUAAUUCAUUAUGGGUUUAAUGGUUCAUUAUUUGCUAAAGCUUUUGUUCGUAAGCAGGAGCUCUGUCUUAACGAGUUUAUUUGAAGGAUCCAUCUCAAAUCCUUUUCAGAUGACUCCACACAUAUAAAGAUAUACAUCAAAAUAUCAUGUAUUGUAUACACCGCUUGUAAUGCUGAGAUUUUGUAUGUUAAUACUACAUGUCUGGACUCCAGAAGAGGAAAUCUUAUUAUGUACUGUUAAUAACACACAAUUAUGUUAAGUAUCAUAUGUCCUCAAUAAAGUGUAUGUUUGUUUUUA